CUUCCUCUUUCUGAUUCUAUCUCUCUAAAUCUCCAACUGUUUUCUCUUUCUACAAACCGAUCUUCUUCUUCUUCUUUGUGAUCUUGUUUGAUCUUCUGUUACUAAUAUGACAACUUCAAUGGUGAUGGAGAUGAACCUCGGUGAAAAUAGCGGUGUGAAGCAGAGUGUUAAUGGCGGUGGAGGGAGGAGGAAGACGAAAGGGAGCGAGUUGACUCAGAAGAAAAACAAGCAGCCUCAGAGAGGUAUGGGAGUUGAACAGCUUGAACGCCUUCGGUUACAAGAGAGAUGGAAGAAAAUGACUGAAGUACCCUCACUCCAUCAUCCUUUUGCUCUCCCUGCUUUCAGCUCCUCGUCGUGCACUACUGUUCCAAAUCCAAACACCGGUGUUCAGUUCCGCCCUGCGCAAGGUGCAGCUCCGGCGAUGUUGUUUCACGGGAUCGGAAUCCAUGGAACGAAUCUGUUUUCUACGGCGGAGCAUGUCAUGGACCCGUCUGUGAAUGUUGGAUUCCGAUUUGAUAACUCGAAGGAACUCUCUUCAAUCCCAAACUACGUCGUCAAAUGUGCUUCCGAUGGCUGCGGCGUUUGUCACAAGAAAAAGCGAAUCCACGGUGGAAGCAACUCCUGCUCUGUGAAUCCGUUUCGUAAUCUCGCCGGAAACAACUCCGUCGUCGAGAUGAUCGACGCAGCUAAAACUCGUCUCUGUUCAGGACAGGUGACGGAGGUUAUUUCGGUUUACCGGAACGGUGGAAGUGCGAUGACAGAGUAUGAGUUUUUCCCGGAAAAAGGUGGCAGAGGAACGACGUCAAAAACAUGUUGUGGAAGUGGAAGUGGAAGUGGUAGUGGUGGUUCGGUUGGAGGAGGAACAGUAGCGUUACACGGCGGUGAUCGAUCAUGUGUAACAGCAGCUAUAACUGGAAACGAAGAAGGAAGUAUAUCAUCCGUUGAUCUGUCUUUAAAGCUUUAGUAUUAUCAUCAUCGAUCAUCAGUGGACUCUGAUCAUAUCUUUCACUUUUGUAUGUAAUGCAUGUGAUCGAAGCAUUGGUGCACCUCCUUUCAUAUUACCUCUUUUAUUUUCUUGUUUUUAUUUUAUUUUAUUUUUAAAUAUGCAUAUAUACAAAUGCAUUAAGAUGCAACCAAAUUAGCUGUAAAAUGAAUAGGUUAAAAACCUAUGAUUUUGGUAUUUUAAUGGAAUUUAUAUAUUCUAUAUAUAUGAAAUUAGUUAACAGGUAGUUCAUACAAUUGUCAUGUGAUGUGUUAAGAUUAUGAAUUUAUGAAUUAUGAUAUGAAUCAUUUAUUUAAAUUGUGGUGGGACAAGAUGAAGCUUUUACUGAAAAGCUAUAAAACCCUAGGAUAUACAUACAGUGUAUAUGUAUGUAUGUAUAUAUGUGUGUAGGAGUGGGAUAUGAAGAAAGUGAAGUAGAAAGCUUUCUGUUAAUG
Messenger RNA from Lactuca sativa (garden lettuce), 1437 nucleotides. It is a transcript of the gene SPL, whose product is annotated as sporocyteless (SPL). The record is from RefSeq and is a predicted model, not a curated record. NCBI's taxonomy places the organism in Eukaryota, Viridiplantae, Streptophyta, Magnoliopsida, Asterales, Asteraceae. Gene Ontology annotation, molecular function: DNA-binding transcription factor activity.